CAUCUCCUGUUUUUAUGAGCACAGUUAAGGAACCGUAUUAUUUAGAUACUUAUAGCACCUCGGUCAAGUCGUUUACUUUACCGUUCAUUCCCAAAAGCGAUCCCUUCAAAACAAACUCCAAUGUCCACAGAACCCGGAGUUUGUGUAAAAAUGAUGGUCCCACCCCCGAAUCGGAUGUUCAAUAUGGCUUAAACAGAUCCAACUCUUUGGAGCCAUAUUUCAAGCCUUCCCUUAAGGUUGAUUUUAACAUGUAUGAAAAUGCCAUUGUUGACGACGACGAUGAUGUUUACGAUGAUGACGACGACUAUGUAUAUGCGUUCAAGGUGGACUCCGGCCCCAUCCAUGGCUUACCUCCGGUUGAAGCUUCCACCGUUCGUGAUGAUUAUGACAACAAUACGAAAUUCGAUUUUUAUUUGUGACUACAAACAAACCGAUACUUAUACUUAUGAAUAUAAAAGUACCACCAA
Messenger RNA from Yamadazyma tenuis ATCC 10573, 467 nucleotides. NCBI's taxonomy places the organism in Eukaryota, Fungi, Ascomycota, Pichiomycetes, Serinales, Debaryomycetaceae. The record is from RefSeq and is a predicted model, not a curated record.